Messenger RNA from Nestor notabilis (Kea), 411 nucleotides. Its product is annotated as microtubule cross-linking factor 1-like. The transcript has 2 exons. The annotation marks the transcript as partial. Gene Ontology annotation, molecular function: microtubule binding. Gene Ontology annotation, cellular component: spindle pole; microtubule bundle; apicolateral plasma membrane. The record is from RefSeq and is a predicted model, not a curated record. Lineage: Eukaryota; Metazoa; Chordata; Aves; Psittaciformes; Psittacidae. Gene Ontology annotation, biological process: establishment or maintenance of epithelial cell apical/basal polarity; microtubule bundle formation.
AUGGAGCACUGUGUUGACUUCCCACAGGAUGAGCUGGAUGAACUUCGGGCUGAAAUGGAAGAAAUGCGUGACAGCUAUUUAGAGGAAGAUGUUUACCAGCUGCAGGAGCUGCGGCGAGAGCUGGACCGGGCAAACAAGAAUUGCCGCAUUCUGCAAUAUCGUCUCAGGAAAGCAGAACAGAAAAGCUUGAAAGUUGCACAAACAGGCCAUGUGGACGGAGAGCUCAUUAGGAGCCUGGAACAAGAUUUAAAGGUAGCCAAAGAUGUUUCUGUCAGACUGCACCAUGAGCUGGAGAGUGUGGAGGAGAAACGUGUUAAAGCAGAAGAUGAAAAUGAAAUCCUUCGGCAGCAAAUCAUUGAGGUGGAAGUAUCCAAGCAGACACUGCAAAAUGAGCUGGACAAGUUAAAAGAG